This is a messenger RNA of Theobroma cacao (cacao), 1538 nucleotides long. Its product is annotated as GLABROUS1 enhancer-binding protein-like. Gene Ontology annotation, cellular component: nucleus. Lineage: Eukaryota; Viridiplantae; Streptophyta; Magnoliopsida; Malvales; Malvaceae. The record is from RefSeq and is a predicted model, not a curated record. Gene Ontology annotation, biological process: regulation of DNA-templated transcription.
CGUUUAAAUAUCAGUGAAAGGUGAAGUCACAGGCUUCGGAAUUUCCAGCUUGACAGCUCUUCUCUAUAAAAACAUCAAACCCACCAAAACCCUAACACUUUUUUAAUCUCUUCUCUGUUUGAAAAUCGAUGGCACGAAAGCGUUCAAACCCCAUUGAAGAUCCACCCACUGCUUCUUCAUCUGAAGAAGAAAAAGAGGAGGAGACUUCCUCUGAGGAAGAAGAAGGGUCUUCAUCUGAAGAAGAGGAGGAAGAGCCAAAAACCCAAACUACCUCACAAAACCAGAAAACUCAACCUCCUAAAAAGCCUGAUAUUGCCACCGCUGCAACCCCUGGUGAUGAAUCUGAUGACUCUGACACGGAUUCCGAGUCUGAAUCCGACACCGACAGCCAAACUCCCAAGCCUAUUGCAACAAAACCUAUGGAAGAAGCUUCAAACACCAAAAAACCUAGAUCCAAACCAUUGGCUUCACCGAUUAAAGCUUCUUCAACUAAGCGGCCCAGCGACUCAGAGCAAGAACCCAAGGAUGUGAAACGGGCCAAGAAAAAAGCUGGGGAAGAAGUAACCGAGGUCGCUGUUGUUGAGGAGGUGAAGAAGACUGGAGAAGAUGCAAAGAAACAGCUCUUCCAGCGGCUGUUUAGUGAAGAUGAUGAAAUUGCUGUGUUAAAAGGUAUGUUGGAUUAUUAUGCUAAAAAGGGGGCUGAUCCUUGUGCUGAUAUGAACGCAUUUUAUGAUUUUGUGAAGAAAUCAAUUCAUAUUGAUGUUACCAAAGCUCAGUUGAUGGAUAAAAUUAGGAGGUUAAGAAAAAAAUUUGAAAACAAUGCUGUUAAAGGAAAGAAAGGCGAGGAUAAGACUUUUUCUAAAGUCCAUGAGCAGAAGGCCUUUGACUUGUCGAAGAAAAUAUGGGGUAAAGAAGGGAUCAGUGGAAAAACUGAGUCUUCUGCUGUGAAGUCAAACGGGAAAACUAAGGGAAACACUAAAGCUUUGCCUGUAGUGAAACCAGAAAUUUUUUCACCAGAGAAGAACGUGGAGCCAAUGGAUCUUGAUAAGAAGUCUAAGAGUGUAGCUAGUUUCUUUGAUAAGAGCAUUGGUCUUGCUGGUAUGGAAGAAAAAAUUUUAAAGAACGGAUUGGAGAUAAUUGGGGCAGAAAAGAGAGCAGCUUUGGAAGAGAAGUGGAGGAAAUUGCAAAUUGCAGAGUUGGAGCUGUUUUUACAACGUUCUGAGUUGAUCAAGGAGGAGGCUAAGAUGUUGUUGGAAUUUUACAAGUCUGAAGACAAAUAGGGUGCUGGUAUAAGUAGUUAGUUUUUUGAGCAUUUUAAAGAAAUGUUAUAUCUGUGGUUAUUGGGAGUUUGUUUUUGUUUUUGUUCAAUUGAGACUUAUGUGUAGCAUUUAAUUUUGGUUAACUUGGAUUAUAUUAAUCUCUUGCAUAGAGAGUAACUGCUUAUUAUAUCUGCGUAAUAGCAUGCUGUUAAUUGCAAUUUGCUAUGUUUGGAUUUGCUUAAUGUUUGAAUUAUAGAUCAUCUUGGAGAUUUUUCCCUC